AUGGAUAUUUUUGGUAUUGAGGAUAACUUGGUUUCCGUCAACAGCUUCGACAUUGAUCCAGUCGAAAUUGACCCAUCAACUGUGGCCAUCUUGGACGAUUUGAGCGAACUUUACAAUCCCCACAGUGAUCCGACGAUAAUAGACCCAUUAAUCACUCCAAUCAGUCUUACUCACCAAGAUGACGAGAAUUAUCCUGAAAUUUUCUUUACGUUUUGGGAAUGUCUAAUCUAUCCAAAAGCUACCGAUACACCAACAUCUUCUACUUUAAGAGGUGUUAAAAGAGCCCACACCGGAGACGGUGGAUAUGGAGACAGUGGACACCAAUUUAAGCGAAACAGGCAAAAUUUCACAGGACAUUCAGAUGCUGAUAAUCAUUCCAUAGAUGAUCAACCCAUGGAUAAUCAUUCUUCGGAUUUGUUCAACGAUGAUCUUUCAAGCCCAACUUUUGCGAGGGAUAGCGAGAAACGCCAAGCAGAUCAAGUCUUCGAAGGAGAAAUCAAUGGUCUUAUUGUCAUUCCGAACACUGUCUUUUUAGAAAAUGAGCCUCCAUCCAAGCGCAAAAGGCAAAAUGCCAUCACCGACACUUCGUCAGGAUCUUCUCGAUAUCAUGAGGGUAACAUCGCCAGCAGUGGAAGCUCUUCUGAAUACGAUGAAUGUGAGAUCUGUGGCUGUAACGAUGAAUUUCAUGAGAUGCUCCAGAAGAUCUUCGAGAACAUCGAGCUGGAAAUGAAAGGGCGUUUUCAUCUCGAAGGAUGUGUUCAUGUGAGAUGA
This is a messenger RNA of Melampsora larici-populina 98AG31, 771 nucleotides long. RefSeq lists its product as uncharacterized. NCBI's taxonomy places the organism in Eukaryota, Fungi, Basidiomycota, Pucciniomycetes, Pucciniales, Melampsoraceae. Bases 1 to 771 code for a protein of 256 amino acids. The record is from RefSeq and is a predicted model, not a curated record. The transcript is spliced from 7 exons.